Peronospora matthiolae is the source of this 1221-nucleotide messenger RNA. NCBI's taxonomy places the organism in Eukaryota, Oomycota, Peronosporomycetes, Peronosporales, Peronosporaceae. The record is from the annotation of a GenBank genome assembly.
AUGUGGAACCAAACAAUCGAUGGGUUCAUGAUCAAGAUGGGAUUCAAGAAGUGCGAAUCGGACCACUGCAUCUACAUCAAGCGAGACGACCAAGACAUGAUUCUCGUGGUGCUCUACGUCGAUGAUCUCAUCCUGGCCAGCAGCAACAACGAACUCCUCAAGUCAACCAAGAUGGCGCUGAGCAAACGCUUCGAAAUGACGGAUCUCGGUGAGCUCGAUUACUUUCUCGGCAUGGAGAUCAAGAACGACCGUAAGACGGGAAUGGUGACUGUACAACAAACCAAGUUUUUCAAGUCCGUGUUAACCAAGUUCGGAAUGGAUAACAGCAAGCCAGUGAAGACGCCUCAAGAUCCCGGCCUGAAGCUAACCAAGAACAUGUGUGAACAAGAAUGCAAGCACGAAGACACCAUGUGCAACGUGCCAUAUCGAAGUGCUGUCGGAGGCAUCAUGUAUCUCAUGGUCGCCACACGUCCGGAUCUAGCUGCUGCAGUGGGAUCAUUAUCCCAGUUCUCGUCCGACCCAUGCCCGACUCACUGGCAAGCUUUGAAGCGUGUGCUGAGAUACCUGAAAGCAACGCCCAAUCAUGGUCUUGAGUUUACACGUGAAGAAGGAAGCCGUAUCUGCGGGUACACCGACGCAGACUGGGCCGGCGACAUUGAGUCAAGACGAAGUACAAGCGGCUAUGUGUUCAUGAUGAGCGGAGGAUGCAUCAGCUGGAAAAGCCAGAAACAACGGACGGUCGCGCUAUCUUCAACAGAAGCAGAAUACAUGGCGCUUUCCGAAGCAACCAAAGAAGCAGUAUGGCUCAAAGUGCUUUUGGGGGAGCUUGGUGAGAUGACAAGCGACGAAGCGAUCAAGAUGUAUGAAGACAACCAAGGAUCAAUCGCUCUCGCCAAGAACCCGGAGUUCCAUAAGAGAACAAAACACAUCGACAUACGCUACCAUUUUGUGCGUGAGAAGGUGGAAUCAGGUGAAGUCGUUUUGGAGUAUUGCCCGACUCAAGAUAUGCUGGCAGACAUGAUGACCAAGCCGAUCGCCGCUGUACAAUUUGAAAACAUUCGCGAUCGACUUGGGAUCCAAGGUGCCGCAGCUAACGAGUCGAGAGGGAGUGUUGAAAAGACAGCGGCUGUGAAGAAGACACCUCGUCAAGCUGCGUCAAGUGUUGAAGCAAGUGGAAGACCAAGCUUCGCUAUACCGGUGGGUACCGGUAUGUACCAGUAA